AACUAAUGACAAAGUUCGACGGAAUGACAUUGGUGUGGAGUGUUGAACCAAUAUUAGAUGUACACUCGAUUGAUGAAAUUCGUCGAUUGUGUAAUGGUCAGAACAUUGCUUUCUUUGGUGCUGUGGGACAUGGCAAGUCGUCCAGUAUUAAUACCCUGGCAGAGGCGUUAGGUCAUGGCGAGGUCACUGAUACAUGGGGUGCAUCUGGCAGUGCAGGUACCCUUGUGGUGUCUCCUCACACCAUUACGUUUGACCAGUCCUCAACUGUCACACUCGUCGAUGUGCCGGGUAGUGGACUACCACGAGUCAAUACGCAGCACGGCUCAAACCAACUGAAAGACGUGAUCGGAUGGAUUAUGGAUGGUAAGUUUCCCCAAAAGACGCCAACUGACUAUUGGGAGCGUGGUGGGUUGAGUCCGUGGAAGAGCUACUUUCUGAAGCCUAAAGUCGGUCGAAUUGACGCUGUGGUUAUUAUUAUAAAGGCCACUGCCCAGGUGGACAGGAUGAUUAACAUCAUUGUUUCCGAAUCCAAGAACAGAGGUAAUGGUAUUCCUAUACAUACUAUAUUAACACACGUCGACCAACUACGGGAUAGAGGCGAGAUAAAGAAAAAGGUGAAAGAAGUAUCACGCUGUAUUGGAGUGGAAGAAACGCGUAUAUAUCCACUUUCAAAUCGUGUCCGGGGCGGUGACUAUCUCGUCGGAAAUGACAGAGAUACACAUGUGUUAUGUAUGCUGGCCAAGUUAUUAAGAACUGCAACACAUUUUCAAUCAAAUGAAAACAGAAGUCCAUUCAUGAAGCGACGGGCGAAUUGGGAUUCUUGUAACACCCCUAAACGAUUUAAACGAUAACACAGCGCAGACCUAUCCUAACAUGGACGUUAUGGUUGAAUGUAUAACGUUUUCGUGGUAUUUUGUAUAGUGUUCGUCAGUCAUAUACAAUACGCGCACAACGAUCGCGCAUAUACAUAAGGUGUCCCCAAACUACCAAAUGAGGAAACAGACGACAUAUAAUUUCAUCUGGUAGAAGUUUGUGUUUUUGCAAGUACUAGAAUUUGGUGUGAGCAACCUUUCUUUCUGAAAUGUACUACUAUGUUGAAGGUGGUCGGCUGACCUGAAUCUCGAUCGUUAUUCUUCGUACACGGUCGCGGUCUAUCACAAUUUAAUGAUGUACACGAGUGUUACAGCCAAUUUACAAUCGUUAGUGUGUAAUCAUGGUACAACCAGGAAACAUUUAUUAAAUUAUAUUACAAACAGAUAUUAACAAUUUUACCAUUUUCAAUUGAUAUAACUACUAAUAAAAGAGUUAAUACGAAUUAAAA
This is a messenger RNA of Saccoglossus kowalevskii, 1321 nucleotides long. RefSeq lists its product as uncharacterized. The record is from RefSeq and is a predicted model, not a curated record. Lineage: Eukaryota; Metazoa; Hemichordata; Enteropneusta; Harrimaniidae.